GAUUAGUCAAGACUAGUCCCUCAAAAGUUAGGUUACCUAACCCAACGCAAUUGUGUACGUGUACUAUCGCAUUGUUAAACGUUGUUCUUGGCGUACUCUGUGAAAAACAGCAUAUUAAAGUAAGUAUUAUUUUUUAAAUAUUAUAUUAUUGUUUUAUGAAUUAUGUUUUAGGUAAUCUAUAAUAAUAUUAGGAUUAGUACUUCCACGUGUUUAAUAAAAAGAUCACUUAACAGAAACUUGUUUUGUUUUUUAGCGAAACCCGUGAACAUUUCAGUGAGCUGAUCGUCAAAAUAUUAACAUUGUUCGACAUUCAAAUUUUUAAAAUAUUCGAAAACCAUGACUGGGAACUGGUGCAGAGAAGAAAUAAACCAUCUUUUGAAAUUUUGUAGAGACGCGGAUAUAAUAUCAACACCUAAUUUAUAUGAACGAGAAGAUAUAUUCAAAGAGCUCUCGAAAUACAUGUGGAUUACAUUUGGAUAUAUUAAAACAGCAGAAGAAUGCAAAGAACAACUAAAAACAUUGGAAAAAAAUUUCCAGAGUUAUAAAAAUGUAUUACCCUUUAUGAAGGAGAUGAAUAUUUUGAUGUCUAUGCAAAUUAAAAGAAGAAGAAAAAAUGAUUCUAACAUAAAUGCAACAAUGAGAAGAAGGACAAGAAGUAGUUACAAAAUGUCCAAGGACAAAGGUAAUUCUUCAAUAAUUUUGUCAAGUUUGUGCAUUGGGAGUUGGGAGGGUUAUUUUUUGAUUUUCUUUAUAGUUUUUUUAAAAAUUGGAAAAAAACAUAAGAAAACGGGAAAAUAAAAUAUUAAAAAGAAUAUAGAAAUCUGAAAUGUUCACAGAAUAUUUAUAUUAAUCUUUUCUAGACGAUGAAUUGUCAAACAAAGAUUCAGACAGUGAUGAUUUGGACAGUGGAGAUUUGGACAGUGAUGAUUCGGCCAUUAAAAAUCCUCGGUUAAUUCCAAUAUUAAUGCGUCAACACACAAUUGUCAAUGACAAAAGUAAUUUUUCAACAAAUUUGUUAAAUGGGUGUAUUGAGAUUUGAGACAGUAAUUUUUUGAUUUUAUUUCUUUUAGUUUUCUUAAUAUUUUGGAAAAACAAAAAAAUUAAGCAUUAAAAAAAAUAAUGGAGAACUGAAGUUUUCACAAAAUACUUUAAUUAACUUUAAGAUCUCCUGUACAAAAUUGUUUGUUUUAACAGUUAAAUAAAUAAAUAAAAACAAUAAUAAUAAUAAUAAUUUUUUUCAGACGUGGUGAAAUUUUAAAAAAUUCUUACAAUUUUUAAACUAUUUAUAGGCAAUUGUUCAGGAUUUUUAGUUUAUAUUUGAUAGAAAAACAUAUUUAACUGAACAUUAUUUAGCUAUGGUUUAUCAUUAUUGUGUACAAAUAUAAACUACAUAUCUAUAUUUCCUAAUUUCCCACCUACAACAGUGGCACAACCAGUGGACUAUCAGCGAUACCAACUUUAAAAAAAAUGUAUUUAAUCAAUAUUUGAUAAAGUCCAACAUAGUAACCUAUGUGAGGUUUUUGAUUUGUAUAAAUGUAAAAUCUUUAUUUAAAGAAUAUUACUGUACAGAUUGAAACCUAAUUAACAUACGUAAUUAAAUAAGUAUUUGUUUGUUUUAAAUCGAAUUAUGUUAUUUCAUAGAAGAAGCUAAUCAACAGAAUAAACUGAUUGCUGGCACUUCAAGUAGAACAGAAGAACCUCAACAAUCUACAAGCAGUAAUUUUGGUAUGAUUUUUAAUUAAAUAGAUAUUAUAUUAUAAUAUAAUAAAAACAAAUAUGAUAAUAUUGUUAAGAAUAAUUGUACGAGUCUAACUUCAAUUUGUUUAUGGAUAUUGAGUUAUGGGUAUUAUAGAUUUCAAUUUUAUGAAUAAAAUAACAAUUAUUUUCAUAAAAAUGCUACACAUUUGAUGUUUUAAGAAUAAUGAAUCAUUUUGAAAAUUGAAAUAAUAUUAUUUAUAGUGUUAAUUAUAACAGUUUAUCUUUACUUUCUUUAAAUAUAAGUAGUAUAAGAGCACAUUUUAAUGAGUUGGCUUUGCUAUAAAAUAUAUAAAGUUAUAAGUUUAAUAUUAUUUGUUUGAAUGAGACAUUGCUGCUUGAUUAAACAAAUAUUUUUCUGAUUGGAUACACAUAUUUCUUUUCCGUUGGUAUAUUAAAUAAGUCAGAUGAUAUUUGAGUUUUUAAGGACUACUAUAUGUAUAUGAUAGAAAUAUAAUGUUUGUUCCCUUGUAUAACUCAAUUGAAUUUUUGUUAGCUGUUGAUAACGUUAAAUAUAGUGUCACAGCUAUACAUGGUUCACUCGGAGUUAAUCUUGAUUAAUUUUUAACUGGCUAAAUGCUUAUCUUAAUGGUAUUAAAUAUAACAUAAAUUAGUUAUCAGUGGUGACUUUCAUAUGAGUGUAUUUUAUUGUAACUAUUCUAUGUUGACAAUAGAAUAUAUUUAUUCAGUUACUGAAUAUUGGUUUAUUUUUUGUAUAAAUACAUUCACCAGGGUUACUCAAAAUUCCAAAAUUUGUAUUGUCUAUGUACUAUUUUUUUUUUUUAUAAAAUGUUUAAUUUCAUUUCCUAAUUAUCUAUAUUUAUUUAUAAUUUAGGUUAGGUUAUUAGUUAUUAAUUAGGUAUGGUACAAAUAUAAAAAAAGUGAAUAAAAAGUUAUAUUAUAAUUACAAAUUUUUCUAAGUUUUCAGUUAAUACUUGUUUUUAUAUGUUAUUAGUUGGUGGCAUUUGUUGGAACAUUUAACAUUUUUUUUAAAUUCCAAACAUUGACAGGACUGAAAUAACUGUUACACUAUCAGUUAACAAAACCGCGAUUGUUAAAAUUUGAUAAGUUUGCUAUAGCAUCAUGUAUGGACAUAAAUUUGUCUUUUGGUACUCUGUUAUCUUCUAAACCAUUAUUUGAAUUCAAUUUAUCCAGUGUUCAAUAUAGAUGAGAUAUAAUACUUUUACCUGUAGAACAUUUAUUUUUAUAUUGUUGAAUUGAAUAAUAUAAAUAAGAAAAUAUAGUUUAGUUUUUAAAAUAAUAUAAAACCAUUUAAUUUGUAUUAAUUGACUUGAAAUAGGCAUUUAACUAAACGUCUAGGCAUUUUAUUAAAUUACUAGGUAUUUAACUAAUUGUCUAGGUGGAUAGUAAAAUCGUAAAAAAUUAAACUAUUUGACUAUUUGCCUAGCCAUUUAGUAAAAUGCCUGAUUUGACUAUAUAUCUAUGACAUAUACACGGACAUCUUUAAACAUAAAUAAAUAAUUAAUGUUUUAAAAUAAUGUGAAUGUUUCAUUAAUUUAUUAAUUAAAUAACUUUAAUUUAAUGUUGGAACAUAAAUGACAUUCAUAACGUGUUAAUGAAAAAUAUUUAAAUAACUUGAAAUUAACAAAAUAAAAUUAAAACAAUGGAAAGUCAGUCUUAUUAAUCUUUUAAACAAGAAUUUUUUCCAAUGCAUUUUAAAUAACCUUUAAAAAGUCACAUCUAAUGGUUGACACAGGUGAGUACUAUUUAGUGGUAAAAAAAUAAACAUUAUAUUAUAAUUUUUAAAUUGUUCAAUUACAUCAAGUUAUAUGUGGCUCACAAGAUCAUCACCAAUCAUCCCUUUUUGGUUAUCGGCAGGGAAUUUCUGAUUGUAUAGAAUGAUUAAUUUAUUAUAUCAGUCUUAGAAUAAAGUGCUAUCGAAUUACCCAGACUUGGAACGAUUAUACUUAGGCUCACCCUCUGUCUAACAAUCAAGUGUUUUGCUUCGUAGACCACAUAGGGUGGUAAUAGAUAUCCGGAGGACAUUCUAGCAAAUAUUACAGAGACAUUAGAUUUAGACGAAUUUAAAAUUUGUUUUGGAUAUUUACAACCUCUUUUUGUUAUUAUCUUAGCUUUCCUAGGGUCAUCAGUAAUAUUAGUUUCGUCAUAAUUUAUAAUUAAAUUUGGAGAAACUCCAGCUAACGAGUUUCCUAAGAGGUCAAAAUAUUUUUUCAUUGAUCCAUGAUGUAUUUCCGCUCUUGAUCUCUUUAAAUUUUUAGCUAAUUGCUCACUUAAUAUAGAUUUAUUUCGAAGUAGAAAGGGGGUAAUUACUAACCCGAUUUUCCUUAAUUCCUUUUUUAUCCAGGAAUUGUAUCAACAACCAAAUAUCCAUGGAUGUAAAAGGAAAUCCCCAUUUACUAGACAGACAUAUUCCUUUAACGAGAUUUUCCUCGUCUUAUUCCAAUAUUGUAUUUGGUCUGCCUACUUUUAUCAUAUAAGUAGUAUAAGAGUAAAUAAGUAGUAAGAGUUUUUAUGUAAUUUUUAUUCGGUAGGUAUUUUGUGGAUAAAAUUGUUUGAUCAAACAUGGUUAAAAAUUUGUAUAUGUGUAUAUACAUUUAUUAAUUUUGUAUCGAUAAAAUAAUAUAAGAUAUAUAAAUAAAUAAAUAAAUAAUAAUUAUUAAUUUAUAAAAAAUAUCAACAAAAGUAGUUAGGUACAUAAUAUUUUUAAUUAGUUACAGUUAUACAAAACUUAAAUUGCCUAUAUUUGUUUUUAGAUUACAAUGAUACUUAUACUUUUGCUACUAUUUUUAUCUAAAAUUAUUAAUGUAUUUUUAAUCAGAUAUUUAUUAUUUGAAGAGUAAUCAGAAUUUAUUUUCAUUGAUAUUUUCAAUCUGAAUACCUAUGGUAAUUUAUUUGAAUUGAACCAUGUGUAAAUAGCAGUUAUUAUAAUAUUGAAAAAAGAAAUAGUUAUGCUUAAAUAUAGUGUAUUAUAAUUUACAAUACAAUUUAUGAUUUUUUUUUUUUUCAGCGGCCAGUUUCAAUCAAUUAGUUGUCUCUAAGAAUGUGAUUGAUUCUAUUACAGAACUUAAUGACAAAACUAUUCAAUAUUUAAUACGAAUUAUAAGAAAAUCGGCCAUGGAUACAAUGGAUAUAGUAUGCCAGUUACAUGAUUCCUAAGGUGAUAUUUUAAUCAAUGUUGGUAGAUAACUACAUUUUUCAUCUUUGCAUUAUACUUAAAAUUGUUCGGAAAAAAAAAACAGUUUAAAUUGGGUAAUUUAUGUCUUUUAGUAUUUUAUAUUCUUAUAUUUUUAACAUAUUAUUGAUAUAAUUAUAUUUCUAUCUAGUAGUAGUACCUACAUUAUAUUAUAGUAUCACAUUGUGAAACUGCAACUUUUUAACCUCUUCCUUACAAUACAAUUGUACUAUGGGCUGUUUUGAUAAAUUUCUACAUCCCAGAUAAAUUAGAAAUAAUGAUUGCCAUUUUGAAAGUUUAAUUACAGGGAAAAUUGUCAUUGUAAUUUGAAGUAAAAUAAUAUUUUACCCAUAUUAUGGGCUUAACAAAGGGGUGUUGUCUCAUCUAUUUCUUCUUAAUUAUAAUUAGAUGCCAUUAAAAAAAAAAACCAAGAAAGAUUAUAUUGCUGAUGGAUACACUAACCUUUUUAAUACUAAAUAAAAUAAAAUUAUGAAAUGGAGAAUAUUUGUUUGUUCCUAUUAUCUUUUGUCAUGGUAAAGUUUUUAAUAUCUACUAAAUUGAAUUCAAUUUUAUAAAAUACUGAAUACUUGAUCCAUAAAAAAGUAUGUCCUAAUUUACCUUUGGGUCAAGCAUGAAAUUGUAGAGCAUUUUAUAUCGGUGUCAAGUUAAACAUUUUCAAGGGUAACUUGGGACAGUGACUUUUUUUUUUUUUAUAAAAAAGGAGUUUAGACACAAUUUUUCAAAAUUGACAACAAAUUUACAUUUUGUAUGCUAAUACUCAUAUUUUAUUUCAUUUAUUAAUUAGUCAAGUAUUAUAUUAUUUCUAUGAUAAAUUAAAUGUAAACGAUUAGAGUGUCCCAUGUUAUUCGGUUUUACAGUGAUAAUUUUAUUUCACUCCAUAUAUAUUGGUAAAUUUCUUAGUUUUUGGAUGAUAGUAAACAAUAAAUUAGAGAAAUGUAAAAACGAAUUAGGUACAUAUACACAUUUAAUUCAAUAUUAUCUCUUCCAAAAGGUAUAUUAAUUGUGUAUAUUCUAAUGUUUGUGGAAUAAUUUUUUAUGGGCACAAUAUAAUGAUUUGCACACUAAUUUUAAACUAAAAUACUCAAUGUCUUUAUCAAAUACACUUUAACGUAUUUCUUUUAUAAUAAUUUUGUUUAGUUUGGUAUGUAGAUCUUCCGUACACUUAAAUUUCACAACUGUUUUAAUGAGAUCCAAUUUGAUUGAGUUACCUUCUAGAGAAGGAUUAUUGUGAGGAAAAUUUUAAGUUUCAAUUAUUUCAUUUAAUUUAUAAUUAUUGAAAAUAGUCAUGUUGAACGAACAAUUUGUACACCAAAAACAAAUAUUAUUAUUCUUUAAAGCAUUUAAAAUUAUUGUUAGUUAUAAUUGUAUUAUCUCAUUUUGUUUGUAGAAUAUAUUUUAUUUUUGUGUCCAUUUUAAUUAACGGCACUAGUUAUGUAGGUCCGCUCUGUUCUACAAACAAAUUAACUGCCCUCCCACCCAAUUUCAUAUCUGAUCAUCAUCCAGAGUUGUGUUAAAUUUUAACAAUUUUAUUCAAAUCAUUUUUAGUUUUUUAAACAAUUUAAAACACAAAUUUGUGAAACAUGACCUUGCAUUUAGUUUUAUAGAGGUAUAGUAGGUAACUACUUACCUAUGCUAUAACUAGAAACUCAGAUAAAAAAAAAUGUAUUUAAUAUGAGAGUUGUGGUAUGUAUAGGUUCCUAUCCCAGUUAUUAGAUGUAUUUUUAUAAAUAAAUUUAAUUUUAAAUUUUAAACAUAAUAGGUAGACCAAUGUACCAUAAGAUGCUUAAAAACAACAUACAAUUUUAAUUCAACUAAAUAAAUUUAUUAAAAAUUAACUUUUUUUUUUUUAGAUACAACCUAUGUAUAAUUUAUAAAUAAUAUUUAAACACAAUAAAAUAAAUUUAAAUUUUACUGAAAAAGUUGAUCACAAUUUUUUUUUUAUCCGUGCGCAACUUUUUUACUAGCAGUCUUGCUCGGAUUUCUACUUGUAGCACCUUUUCUGGAAGGAAAUCGUUGUGAGGAGAUACUAUAAAUAGGUCAUUAUUCGAUUUUCUCUAGAUUUUUCUCAUCAAAUGUGAAUAACUGAAAAAAACCGGAAAAUUUACGAAAUAUAAUCAACAUAUUCUUACCAUUUUUUUUCCGUAGACAACUUUUCUACCAGCAAUUUUGCUCCAACUUUUAAUGAUAACCUUGUUUCUAAAAGGAAAUUUCACUAGGGAGGUACUUUAAAGAGGUCAUUUUUUGAUUUUCUUAGGAGUUUUCACAGAAAAUGUGAAAAAUCGUAAUAAAAUAUGGGAAAAACGUAGGGAAAUUGGGAAAAUCGGUAAAACAUUAAAUAAAUAUUAUUGAAGAAAAUAUAUAAAUCCUAUUUAAUUAUUUUACUAUAAAAUAACAUAUAUAUUGUUGAAAAAGUAUCAGUAUCAACUGAAUUCCGCUCAGAAUCGUUUCUUCGUAAGCAAUGGUUUAUCAUUGCUUACAGGUAUACAUUAAAUCACCUAUAUAACAGUGGCUGCACCCGUGAUCAUUAUCCUAGGAUAGCUUUUUUUUUUACUGCAUACGUUGAAGCUCGAGAGUGUUACGAUAUUAUUUUGUACAGUUAUAAUAGAUUUGCCGUAUACCAUCUAUACCAAGUCGAAGUUUGUAUUAUGAUAAUUUCGAAUUAUUUUCUAGUUCUCAUUGUUCUUCCAUUCCUCUCCCAAUAAAAUGACAUGUGUAUACCUAUGUAUACAUUGUACAUCUUCUGUUAGGCUGAGUCGGUUGAUUUAUCAGUUAUAUGUUUUCAUUCGAGGAAACGUCCGGUUUGUCAUGGUUUGAAUUCCGAAUCGGUUUAUUUGUUUUAUUAUUUCAAACAUCCGACAGCCGGUUAUUUGAUUUCGCUGAAUCCAUGACUGGAAACCUUUUCGGGAAAACGUGCAAACACGCAUUUUAAAACGCCAAAGCUCAUCAUCAUCAUUCAUUAUUGUACCAAUAUUAUCUCCGAAUCGGUUGCUGUACGGAAAAACGGACGGCUUUAUUUCACACCUAAUUUACAUAAAAAAAAAAUAAAAAAUAAAGUAUUAUUAUAUUUCGGUGUACGUGCAUCGUUUGAAUUAAAUUAAGUUUUAUGAUCCGAUUACGUUUAAAAGCUGCAAACGUGCUCAAAUUUGGCAUUUUUUUUUAUAAACCUACUCCCUAAGACAAAAUUAAUACCGAUUUUCGUUUACGAUACCUAACAAUACAAAAGAAUUUAUAUUAUAUUAUAUAGGCCGUAUGUACAAAACAAAAAAAAAGUACAUUUUUUUUUCGUGCACUUAAAAUAUACUUUUAAAAAAAAUUAAAUAUAUUUUAUUGGUAUUGGCAGUCUAAAGUAUCUCUCUUGUAAUUUAUUGACGUACCGAUCACAAAUUCCUUAACGCGUUUAAACGUGUUUAUUGAAUACACGUGCUGUCGAUAAAAACGUAAAGAAUAAAAAAAUACAUUUAAUGUAAAAAGUGACCACCUAGUUGUUAAACAAAACUUGCCUGUGACUUGUGUUGCGAUAAUGACAGAACAAGUUUUAAUUAUUUUUCAAAAAGUGAGCAGUGAUAAUAAUAAUGUAUUCAUAAAAAUUAGUGUAUCAUCAAAUUAUAAAAAAAAAAAAAUUGUCAAAAAGAAAUUUUGCGAAAGUUGAAUGAACAUUUUACGGUAAAUGUAUGUACCUACUUAUUUUAAUCGGCUUAACUUAUUUUAAUUUUAAUUAAAAUAAUAUUAAUUAUAUCUAUACUUACGUAUAAUGUGGCAAAGAUAUAAUUGGUUGAAUUCACGGAAGUUGUUGAAUCAUAUAUUAUUAUUAUGUGAUCGGGUAAAAAAAUACCUGUUGAUCGGUUACCAGAGUCAAAUUUCCUCUCGGCCGACUUAUCGCCGUUACAAUAUAUUUUUUUAAAUACUUGUAUUUUAUAAACCCAGUAUUUCCUGUUUAAUCGUUAAAUUUUAACACAUAAAUGGUUUUGGGGAAGGAAAAUUGAAAGUUGAAACCCCCUAAAGGUUUAUCACAUUCUUGAUAAUUAUGCUAUGCAUACUCGUGUAUAAAAUUGUAUUACCUUGGCUUUAUUCAGGGGUCUGUAGGGGUGUAUAUAGCUAAAAUUCACUCUCCUGCUACAAAAACAUGGUGAAAUUCAUAUUCAAUCGAUAUUUGAUCACUUCGAGCCGUCUAAAAAACAACUCUUAUUACCGAUUUUGAGGUUAUCUCGCCUUGAGAAAGUAGCUAAAUGUGUCCAAAAGUAACAAAAGAUUUUCAGUGAAAUUCGACAAAAAAAAAAAAAAGAAAACGCAAAAAUUGCUUUACAAAAUUAUUAUACUAGGUUUGUAUUUAUAAAAUAUACUUAUACGAAAAAGAUGCGACUAGUGACGUGCAUAGGGCAGUGGCGUGUUUAUGAGGGAGGUAUGAGGGAUAGACCUUUCCCCUCCCCCUUUUUUUUUAUAAUAAGACUAAGUGUACUCGUAAAUAGAACAGAUCUCGUAUUAUGUAAUUUGUUAGGUGACAUAUUAAUCAGUUACUUAUGUAUUUUUUAACAGUCGAAUAUAUAUUAUAUAUGUCGACAUUUAUUCACUUUGUUAUCACCUGAGAGUGAUAUUACACAACAAUAAUAUAAAAAUAAAAAUAUGAAUUUAAACUGUUUUUUGAAUCCAACUAUUAAAUUCUCAUUGUUGGGUCAGCUGUUAUUUAACAGAAAACAAUUUAUGAUUCAUUCGUCAAUCACGAUUAUUAUUUACAUUGCAUUCCCUUCUAUUGGGAACGGGACCUUGGUGGUAAUUUGCAGGUCUUGUGCACGUAAACAAAUAUUACAAACUAAAUUAUUGUAUUUAAUUGAUAAUAUUGUAUAGGCAUAUAUGCACAUUUUCUCGGCGGAAAACUUUCUUCGUUAGUAUGACGUGUCUGCUGGUGUUGCAGUUUAGAUAGGAUGAAACUUUAUAAUGCAGUUUAUACAAUCACAAGAGGUUCACUGAUUUGACUGCACUAUAUAAUUUAAUACGAGUAUGUACGAACGACCGCGGGGAUAUCAUUCCGCGUUAUUAUAACGCAAUCAGUCAGACAAAAAUAUUGUAAUUACGGAGCUGUAACGAAGCCGAUGGAAUAAAAACAUAAUUUAGGUAGAUAUAAUUCGUUGGAAAUUGUAUUUCCCGGUAUAAACAUAUUUCGAAAACCAUCAGAUUUGAAAUCCGCAGAUAUCAUCAUAGAAAAUAAAUCCAGACAAAUCGGCUCGUAAAAUCUGCGAAAUAGUCAUAACAUUAUUUUUAUAAUUGAAAAUAAAUUGAGGAAAAAUUAUAGUCAAAACAGAGCGUUACAUUUUAAUUUGUUAAAAAAAAAAUACCAUCGUAAAAGCGUGUGAUCGCUAUUCAAUUGAAAAUUAGAUUGCACUUUUUGAUAAACUUCAGUGUAUUAAUUAUACCAGUGUUUAUUUUAGACCUCCAUCCUCGGAGGAGUAUCGUAAAUUUCUAAGGGGGUAUGCCGGGGAAAAAAUUAAGAAAAUACGCUUCAUGAUGACUUUUUUGUAGUUCAUUAAAAUACUGUUAUUUAUAUAACACAAUAUUUAUUUUUAUAUUAUUAUCAACAAGAUGACUGAUAAUCGGCCCAUAAAUCAUAGCACAUGUAGUUUACGUAGUAAUGUCAUGCAUUUUUAGGAGGUGGUAUACAUUUUUCUGAAGGGGGGAGGGUUAUACUCCCUGGUCAUUCCCCUAAAAUAACACUGACUUAUACAGAAGCAUAACUUUACUGUUGCUUACUGUUUUGCAACGUGUAAGCAACACACAAAUAACAUAAAAAUGAUUUUAGUUACAAUUUUAAUUUAAUAAAUAAUUUUUGAACAUUAAAAUCAUAAUAUUUCCUACUGUAGACUAAACAUAUUGAAUUCAAAGCAGUUUUCUUAUAUAUAUUUUGUAAUAUUAUUAUUAGGAUUUCACAUUUUUCUAUUUUUGGAUAGUCGUGAAAUUACUCUAUUCAAUUUUCGGAGUAACCUAUAAAAAUAAAAUAAUUAUUAAUCGGUUUCCUUCCCUUCUUAUGUAAUAUUUUAUUAAGGAGAUUGGUGACGAUUAUCCAUAUUUUCUUUAAUUUUCGUAAAAUUUGAAAAUGUUAUUGCAAUUUUCACCUAAUGAUAAGAAUUGGCCACUAAUCUACUGCCCAAUAUCCAAUUAAGGAGAAGAGAUAUGGCCGAUUUUACGGACAAAUAUGAAGUAUUAUACCGAAAAGCCAGACAAAACUGUAGGAUUACGUUUGACUGAUUUAAAUUUCAAAGAUAUAUAUUACUAUUCGUUAAGUUUUUAAAUAGUAUACGUUGGAAUUAUUUGUUUUAUUUUAAUUAUUGUUAUCGUAAGUAAAAAGAAAAAUACUUAAAAAUUAUUCUAAGUAAAUUGUUGAAUUUUUUUUCAAAAAUUAAAUCAAAUUUGUUUAUGAUUUCUAUUAAAAAAAAAUUAAAUUUCUAAUUUAUCGCAGUAAAGGAGCAAAAGAAUCAAUCCGUUUUCAAACGUGAAAUCCGUUAAACACAAUUCCUACAAUUUUAUCUGGAUUUUACGCCUAAAUAAAUUAAAAUAUUCAUCAUCAUCAAUCCCCUUAAUGGUUACUGUAUUUGAUAAAAUAAUUCGCGGGUGCGUUUGAAAAAGGUGUUAAGUUAAUGUGUCAGAUUUAGCUUUUCCUUUGAAAGAUUUUGUAUAAUGAAAGUCACUAAAGUAUGUGAAAAAAUAAAGAUUUUGUCGGCUUUUUUAGUAUGUAUACCUCAUUUUUUACAAUUUGGUGAUUUAAAACAUUUUUCACUUAUAACCGUGAAUUAUUGUAAAUAUUUUAUCGGUACCUUAAACGUAGGAAAUAAACCUCUCUCUUUCAUUCUUAAAUUCAAUCCGGUCGAAAACCCUUUCCAGACUUUCAGUGGUUGAGUUCCAACAGAUCUGAUCGUCCUUUUUUAGUUCUAUUUCCUCAUAAUCGGGAUGACGGGGUGCUACGCAAACGUACAGUUGGUGGAGCUCCCGCGAAUAAUUGUACACUUCGUCCAAAGAUCUAAACAUGGCUGACGCGUUUGGAUAAAAGAAAGUCGUCAUUUCGUAGACCAUUCGACAUACCUGACGUAAAAAUCAAUAUUAUUAAAAUCGCAGUCCUUUUUAAAAAUACAUUUUUUCCGAUGCACUCAUUAGACUUAAUUUGCUACCAGAAACCAUCCCAUAUAUUGAUAUUUGCGGAACGAUUCUUUUUCAGUUGAAAUAUUGUAUUGACAAUAGACAGAAGCACAUAACUGUGCACUAUAGUAAUACUUUACCUAUUCGUUACGCUAUAAAAAAUGAGACUUCGUGAUUAAAUAAUAAGAUUAAAUGUUUACUCGUGUUAAUAUUAUUGAAACAACGGAAGAAUAACCUUUUUUUGUUUUCUGAAAACCAGUUAUACACGCCGAGCUCUGCUGAAAAUUUAAAUUUUACUUUACUAAAUUGUCCAUACCUACUACAGCGGCUUUCCUAUGUCUAUUAUUUAUUUUAAAUUCUGAGCAGAGCGUGAAGAACGUAUUGGUUUUAAAUGGUGUUUAUUAUUAUUUUGGAUUUUUUAUCUGUGAACAACAUCUAUACCGGCAAUUUUUCACCAAUUUUCAAUUACAGCACUUUGUCUGAAAGAAAAUCUGACCGAGAUGGUACUUUAUGGAGGUCAUUUUUUGAUUUUCUCAGCGGUUUUCAUAAUAAAUGGGAAAAACUAGGAAAAAACAUGGGAAAAACCAGAAAAACGUAAGGAAAACGGGAAAACAGGUACAAUAUAAAUUAAUAUCAUUAAAGAAAAUAUAUAGUGUAUAAUAUGUAAUUUUUUUACCACAGUAUGAUAUUUUAUGUAUUGUUGACAAAGCAAUUUACACUAUCAACUGAACUCCGCUCAGAAUCGUGUUUUGUUACCAAUGGGUAAUCGUUGCGUACAGAUAUACAUUCAAUUUUCUCAAUUUCUCACCUACAACAGUGACCCACCUAUCGUGCAAAGUAUGUCCGUAUCUUUUUAAUUGCGCUUUUGUUUAAAAUGUAUAUAAUAUACAACUUCACGUACAUUAGAUAAAAAAGUACAGAUUAUGAAAUCGCAAGGUGACAAAAAAUGUACGUCGGUGAUGUUGUUAUAGAUAGAUUGGUCGAAAUCUCGUCCAUUUUCCAUUAUAUUUUCGACACCAAUCACUUCGUAUUCCGGGUAUCUUUAAAAAUGAGUUUCAUUUAUUCGAUUAUUCGUAAAACGCAUGUACCAAAAAAUAUUGUAAUUAUUAUUUCAAAAUACUUUGUUUUCACUCGAGCAUAUAUACUCAUGCCUUCCGAUUCCAAAUAAAUCAGUCUUUUCACUUUGUCGACGUCCAAUUUUCGCAUUCUGUAAUAUUGUUCGACGUGAUACAUGUAUUUGUCUACAUUCUGCAACAGAUACUGUAAGCCUUUAUCCGUUCGUCUAAUGUGCACUCUAUAAUAAUACAUAUAUUAUACACGAUCAACCAACUUUCCCUUCCCCCCCUCAUUUUUAUAUAACUAUAUGCGUUUACAAAUAGGGCUGGAAAUUUAAUGUUGCGUGAAACUUCAAAAAUACUCCCCCCCCCCCAAAAAAAAAUGUUCUUGCUCGCCCAAAAAUUAAAAAUAAUGUAAUAAAAAAAAUCGAAGAAAAAACUUAAAUAAAAAAUUGUUAACAGACAAUUUCUUAUUCUAAUGUAAAAAUACACGAUAAUUACAGAUAAUUGUGUACCUGGUCAAUAUUUUACUGCAACUGAUGUGAGUCUGGCCGACGAAUAAUGACAUGUAUUACUUAACGGUGAAUAAAGGAUUUCCCACUCAUUUUUUGUAAACUUCCAAUUGCCUGCGGUGUCGUUCAAUUUCAACGUUCGGUUUGUAAUGUACGCCAGUACGAAAUAAUUGAGUAGGAAGUGCAAGCGACACGUAUAUCCGCAGUACUGAAGUAAAUAUUUGAAUAUAAUAAUCAUCCCAAUACACACGUACAAAUAUAUCUUUGGUCUCUGGGAAGAAGGGAUUAAGUUAAUUUUUGACUUUUUUUUUUAUAAUAUUGUUUUAUCUAAUGUGAUAUCCUUUAAUUUUUAUUCAAAAUAACAUAAGUAUAUAUUUUCUUUUGGUUUUAUAAUUUCAAAAGUGUUCAUCUCCACUAUCACUACCUUCCAUCUUUAUUAUUUCCCCAUCCUGAAUAUUUUUUCUCCAACUUCUAUGUACAGUAACCUUCAGUCUUGGCUUACCUCUUCGAAAGGGCUGCGCGAUUAUUUUAUAUUCAAAUAAUCGUAAUUUAGAAUUAUUAUAUUCGUUUAUAAUCGAUAUAGUAGGUUUUCGAUUAUUCUUUCGACUAUAAUCGAUAGAUAAAUCAUAAUCGACACGCAAAUUAUAAUAAUCGAUCUAUAAAUUAUAAUCGGGUAUUCGGUUAUAAUUAUUUAAUUAAUGGCAUAUUCCUGUACAAUGUGUCUCAUCGUGUUCGAUGGAUUUUUCUAGCGCUGUUAGUAUAACAUUUUAUCCGAUUUUUUUUUUGAAUCGGUUUGUUUCCGAGAGGGGAACACCGAUUUGGAAAAAAAAUUAAAUUUUUAUUUUCAUCCUCUAAAGACAUAAAAAAACAAAUUUUAAUGUAUUACACAUUCAUAUUCGAUGAAUAAUUUCUUAGUUAAAAUCGUUUUCAUUAGGCGUGAAAACGAUUAUUAUUCAAUAAAAUAAUACGUUAGGCGAUAAGGAAUUAUAAUCAGCACGGCAAUUCUUUACCUUUUAUUAAAUAUUAAUUGUUUUUACACCUAUUUUCUAGAAAUUAAAACGGCUAUAAUUAAGAAACUAUUAAUCGAAUAUUAUGUUUAAUACGUUAAUAUUUUUUACAAAAUGGUCAGUUUUUUGGUUAUGGUUUUAUGUUUAGGGGAUGAAAAUCGAAAACAAAAUAAUUGAAAAAAAUAUACAUAUAAAAAAAAUGUAAUAUCAACAGCACUAUGAAUGCCCGUCGAACAUACUGUAGAUAUAUUGUUUUCCCUCGUCUGACAACAUAGACACAGAAACAAUAUUAUAGACAAUUUUAGAAUGUACCUACCACCGUAUUUCGCACAGCCCUACUCAUCGAACUAUCGCUUUCUUGAUCAUUUCUCGGUUCUUUUCCAAUUAGUUGACAUUUUAUGGCCUCAUGCCCUUAUUCCUUUAUAGUCGUUGCUUCAUCUCUUAUUGACAUUGCGUGUCUAAAUCAUUGCAAUCGUUUGCCUUUAUGAAAUUGGUUACCUUGGACUUACGUAAUUUCUCUGACUUUAACGUUUGUUUUUUAUUUUUUGUAUCAACAUCCUAACUCAUGGUUACAUAACAUAGCACAGGUUUUUUUCAAUAUCUUAUUUUCAAAAGAUAGCUGUAAUCUUUUCUCCAUUUGUGCUGUUCACACCUCGCAUCCACACGUCAUACUAACUACAGCCGUGUUUAAAGUCUUAACUAUUCGUUUUUUUUGAGAUUAAUUUGGAUUAAAAUUCAAAGUGUAGAUAUUUUCAAAAUUUAAUUUGUUUGUAUUGAAAACUAAAAUUGACCAAAUUACCCUUUCCUGGGACCAUAGGUUUAUUAUAAGGUGACAAAUUUCCGAGUAAAAAAAAAAAAAAAUUAGGAAAUUAGGAAAUUAGGAAAUUGUUUUCUAUUUUUGAAAAAAUUGUAUAAAAGCCGUAGAAACUACACUAUUUUUACGGUGGAAUUCGUUUGACGAAAACAUGUUAUAGACAUGUGUUCACGCUUAUUUCAAUACUAAGUAGUAAGUGUAUACAUAUAGUUUAAGCUAGGUUACUUACGCUGGUUAAAUUACAAACUAGUUUUCUGGAGGCUUUACAAUCCGAUUGGUUUUGCGAUCGUCCGAGUCUCGUUUGCAUCAAAUUACGUAGAUUUUCCGAUUGUUUUCGUCGCCUCGCGGAAUAGUUGUCGACGUUCGUCAGAUUAUGAAUGUCCAUCAACAAGAUCAGACACUGAUCAUUGGCCAAUUCCCGGACAAUCGGCAAAUUGAUCAACUUUUUGACACCGUCGAUGCGGGCCAACUCGUUGAGUUCGGCAUUGAUGUAAUUCCUGUAUCUUCGUGUGCAUGCGCCGGCGUAAGAGUUCGUGAUUUACGGGCGGUGCCCUCUAUAAGAGAAAAAUUGAAUAAAAAUAUUAUUUUGCAUUCAUAAAAUUAGGAAUAUAAUCAAUUAUAAAUUACUAAAUACAAUUUAGUUUGCAACCCCGAGUUUCGAACGUAUCGACUUCGUUUCGGAGCCUUUUGUUUUGUACGUGGUAGAUUUAGUUGCCCGCGUACUGCUUCCAGUUGAAUUUUUCCGUUAUCACCAGAAUAACGUAACAUAAAAACACCAAAACCGCUAAAAUAUGUAAUAAAUACGGCGACAUAGUUGUUUUUGCUGAUCACGGAUAGCAAGAAAUACGAUUGUCGGGUGGUUUGUAAUUUUUCUAAUGUUGACUUGGAACUGUAAUAUAUAAAGAACGGAUUUAUAUGUACUUAAAAUUCACGAAAAAGCGCUUAAAAACGUCAUAAAAUCCCUAAAUAAAUCAUUAAAAAUAUUUGAAAGAACUGUAAAGGUAGAGGGGUUUAAAAUGUUCCCGUCUAUUAUUUCUGAUUUAUUAAAAAUAAUUUGUUCACAUUAAAAAACCGAUUAUUACAAAAUAAUUUUCUUCAAAUAUAUUUGUACGUGUUAUAAAAAUAUAAAAAUACUUGGUGUUAAUUAUUUUGUCAAUGUUAGAAAAUUGUAUUUAAUAGGGUUAGAAUUGUUAGAGUGGGGACUUUAAAACCCUUUUACCACUUUUGCUUUUUUAAAUAUUUUUAAGCGCUUCUUUGAAGAUUCAAGCGCUCUUUUGAGAAUUUUAAGUACAUAUAAAUCCAUUCUCUAGUAAUGUAGAAUACAUUUUUAUUUUUAAAAAUUUGAUGACUAUGAGGUAUCGUACUUUUCAUUUUUAUAUUUACAGAUAAAAACGAAUUUAUGAUAAUAAUAGUCACGAUCCCACAAAUUAUAAUCAUAAUAUCUACUUGGGUAUUACUUAGUUACUAUCUAUCUAUUGUUAAAAUUGAAUAGAUAUUUUGAAUAAAAGUUUAUAACUAAUAGGUAGUUUUUGUGUACUUCUUUGUUUAGGUUACUUGUUUUUUAAAUUUAUACAUUUUUAAUGGUAAAUAAUACAGUAACUAUGUACAAAUUUAAAUUUAAGUGAUCAUUGAGUCUGAAUUAUCACGAUUAGAAUUCUAUAAAUGCUACAACGCUACAGGUUUUGAAAUACAUUAAUAGAUAAUAUUUCAUAUUUGCAUUCAGUUUCAUUAGUUAUUUUAAUUUUGAAUAUCUGAAUAAUGAAUUUGAAAUAAAGGUAAUCGUAAUAUCGAAAUAAAGGUCGAAUAGGUAAUCGUAUGAAUUAUAUAUAAAUUUUCUUUUUACCCAAUACAUGUGUGUGGUGUUUUGAAUUUGAAAUAAGUAAGUAUAAUUUGAUAUCUCCAGAAUAAUCCCCUAGUAUUUAACAUCAACAGUCUUUAUUUAGAUACAAAAUGACAAACACCUGGUUUAAUCAUUAUUACUAUGACAAUAACAACUAUAAACAAAAUACAAAAUAUUAACUUAAGUUAAAAAGUUAGUUUAAUGUUUACAUUAAAUUUUAACUCAACUUAGUUAAUUUAUACAGCAAUUAGAUUUUAACGCGUAUACUCUUUAAUUAUUUUUUAACUAACUUAAUUGAAUUCACAUUAUUCAUUACCUUACCCAACCAUGUUAUUUUGUGUAUGUGUACAAUUACCAGUAUUGGUUACUGUCGAAUAGUUUAUACUAUCGAUAGUUUUCAACAGAUUGGAUGAACUACCGAAUGUUUCAUUCAAAUAGUUUUUUCAAAAACCAAAUAAUUCCACUAGAUAUUCAAAUAGCUUUUGAAUUAUCGAACAAUUCGAAAGUAAUUAUUGGGUAGUGCCCAACGCUAAUAUACUCGGUGAAUAUUAUAACAUAAGUGAUUUACACGACGACGGUGACAGCAUUUACUCAAUCGAUUAGGUAAAAAAAAAAAUAAAUCACCGGACUUACCGUUGUAAUGUUCGAUAACCGAUUUUUUUAAACGAACGACGACUCUAUAAGAUAAUAUAAUUUGUAACGAUACGUAAUAUUUUUACACAUACAAUUUUUCGGCGUACAAUAUCGCACUGCAGCGGUGCAGGAAAAGUAAAAAAAUAUGAGGAAAAAACGUUUUCCAACAACAAAAAUCACGCGGUAUAUUUUUGAUUAAUAGCUCGUAAAUCAUAUCCACGUUAUUUGUAUAAAAAACCAGUAGACCGCAUAAUACCGUGGUUCGCGUUUUUACAGAUUCUAUUCGGGUUCGGCCCAAGCCUGUAAAACGUAUAACGUAGUUGGUUUUAUGAAUUUUACCAAACAUAAUUCAUACUUCUUGGUUCACGGUAAUGCUCCGAAAAAGUUCGCGUCCUGAGUGUAAAACCACCGUGGUUAUAGAUAAAAUAUUAACAUAGAGGAAAUGAAAAAUCUUGACCCACCCGUCAGUCCAAUCCUGUUAGAAUGCUUCGGGGAAGUUAUGUGUAAGUUCAUCUAAGUCCUAGUCGAUGAAAAAUCACGACUGGUCGCGUAUUUAUUAAGUACCGCUUGGGUGGAACUCGGAGAAGGUCUGCAAAUACGUUACCGGGUCCCGUCAUUUCCGCAAGUAUAAUUGUAAUCGUGUUGCAGGUUACACAUAAAAUAGUAUUUGUACAAUAUUUUAUUACAGUAAUGAUUUAUUAAAACGACAAAUAAAAAAAAAAACAUUCGUUAACAAUAUUUGUACACAGGUCGUUGAACAUUCAUGUUUCAAUCAGUUUGACCGUGAAAUACAUAAACAUAUUAUAUUUUUUUUUGAUUAUUGUUGCGAAAAUUGUUUGGAAUCGUAUAUUAUUCUAAAAUUUUACGUUGCUCUUAUUUUUCCACCCUUAUAUGUUCCGGAGGGGAGGGGGGUGUGAGACUAUUAUUAUAUUUUGAAUUUAAAAUGACUAUCUAUAAUUGAAAAAUUGUAUAAACAGACGAAGUUUUAAUUUAAAAAAAAAAAAAACAAAAACACGAGGAUACAUUUAAACUAAACUUGUACACGUACUUAAAAACUAAACUCAAUAUAUACUCACUAAUUGGUAUACAAGCCACGAAUAUGAUUUUUGUUUUAUCUCUGUUCACCGAUUAUCUACAAAGAUUUCGAGUAAAUAUGAUUUUCGUUUAUUCUAGUUAUUAUUACCCCGGAUAUUAUUUUCAGUACAAAUACCUAAUGUGUUAAUCAGUCACUAUUUGACGUAAUAACCGUGCUAUGUGUUAGGUGUUAUGUUGUACGAUAAAAAAAAUAUAUAUAUAUAAAACGAAAAAAAAAAAAAGAAAUUCAGAAACUUGUUGAGCAUUUGUAGGAUUUGAACUUAGACCUACCUAUUUCCUACCAACUCUAAACUCUAUAUCCCACAUAUGCGUCACAUUAGCAGAUAUUAUCCGUUGUGCCAAAAAAAAAAAAAAAAAUAUGUAAUAUCAUACAACACUAAUGAUUUAUUUGAAAUUCUAAAAUGUAUAACAAUUUUUUAACGCCUAGAUUAGAUUGUGUGACAUGUCAUUUGGUUUCCAUCGAAACUUUCUAGAUCUAAUGAUUGAAGUCCCGUAGUUUUCCAAAAAACAACCGACCAGACUUAAGAAAUCCAUAAGUAAAAAAAAAAAAAAUGGUCAUAACUUAACAUGGUCUCAGAAAGUAGUUUUACAGAACGUGGUUUUCUGGAGAAUAAUAUCGAUAAUAUUACUUUUUACCGACUAUUCUAAAUUCCACGUGGUUUCGCAUUAACUAAUCGAGAGUUAUUUCCGACUAGGACACUGGAUGAAACAGUAUGAGAAUAUUCGAGGUUAGGUUCGAUAAUUAUUUUGUUAAUUAUCAGCAGUGUCAGGAUUAUCCCGAUAAAAUUGUCUAAUAUAUAUUCUAGAUAAAUAUAAAUUAUCUUGUACCACUUAUCUUUUGUAUCACCUUGGUUAUUAUUUUUAGUAAAUACACACAUAAUAGAUGAUAUCAUGUCAUCACUUCUUAAUAGUAUUUUUUUUUUUUUUUAUGAUAUAACGUUUGUGCCACACCGUGCAAUGCGCAUAGAAUAUGAAAUGUAUCGUUGAUGCUCUUAUACUAAGUACAUCUUGGACGAAACACGUACAUUAGUAAUUUAUAAAUACGUCAUAAUAUUAUAUUUUAUACUAAACAAAUUGACUUUUAUGUUUAAAAAAAAAAAGCUUUGAUUUGGAUCGUUUACAGUUAAAUAAAAAUGUAUUAGUCAUUUAAUUUAAUUUAUAGUGGCGUUGAUUUGACAACAGUUCAUUUUCGUUUUUAAACACAUCGGAGUCAUAAAGACAUUAUUUGGUGUUAAAACAAAUAUUUAAAGAGUCCAGUAAUCGUUCAUACCGAGCGUUAAAAAAUUUAAACCCAAACAGUGUUUUAAUUAACCACAGACUAGUCUCAGUUCAAAAACGACGGUCAAAUGUGAAUAACUCUGACGCUUUUAGUGGUUAACUUAAUCUCAGAUUUCUACGCGCGCAGGCCGAUACUUAUAGGCAAUACAAAACGGUAUUGUCCAUGAAUUAUCUCGUCGUUAUCAUUGCUAGGCAACUGGAAAUCUAUUAUCUUUUAUAUCCAUUUCGUCUAGUUAAAUUGUCUUUAUCUUUUAUCCAUACGAAAAUGUCGGUUGUCCCCGACACUGCUUGUCAGCGGGAGCCCCGCCCAUUUCUAUCGAUAUCAUUUCUCCGUCCGAAAAACAACACCGGCCAGACGAACGAAACGCCGCGGAGACGCGACGUCGCGACCACGAAAUUCGAAAACCGAACGUUCCGAGACCGGCGAAAAUGCCGAAAAGUAUGUAAAAAAAAAAAAAAAAAUUAAAAAAAAAUAUAUCGUAUUUUAUACGGCGCGGCGACGACAACGGCGGCGUCGUCUAGAGGCUGAUUAGCUUUCUCCUCGUCGCAACCGUCGAAAUCGAAAACGCAGUUAUUUAAUCGCCGACUUAUAAUAAUUACGGGCCCCGAGCGAUGCACUCGUUUGGUUGAAUUAUUAUUAUUAUUAUACACGUAUACAUAUACGCGUACGUGUAUUAUCGCGCCGUUCGAAAAACUUGACCGUUUUAUUUUUCUCCGAUUCUCGAGGUCGUCGCCGGCGCAAAAAACGCGUACCCAGCAUAACGCGACCUCGUACGCGAUAUCGCGUGUACCGCUAUCGUCACAGCUAUACAUUAUUGUCGUAUUAUUGGGUAUCCUAUGAUAUCUUGUACGCCAAUAUCUAGUUUUUUUUUUUUUUUCUUUCGUGUCAAGAUCGCGGAUCGUUUUCCACGGCGAAAUACCCCGGCGGCGUUUAAACGCGGGGGGAGGGGGGAAAGAGAAAAAAACGGUACAAUAUCGAAAAAUCCCGCGCUGUCCGGAUUGUGCAUUAUGUACGCAUAACGAUGUUCGGUGCGACGCGAUCGUUUUCAGGCGGCUUCGGGAGCCGAACGCUUCAGUCGUCCGUAAUCUGCGGAUCGGAAAAAACGGCGACGGUCCGCGUACAAUACGGAUUGACGCCGCGGUACAUUUUAUCGCACAAAACAUGUAAAUAUUAGUCAUUGCGGUAAAGACGAAACCAAAAAAAAAUCUCAAUCUCAAUCCGGAUCCGCUCAGCACCGUGUAAUAGGACCGGGACCGAAACUCGCGGUGUACCUACCGGAGAGACGGAAUCGGUUCGCGGUCAUGCGUAAUUUUUUUGUUAAAAUACGGAGUCGAAUCGCCCACCCGUUCCGCGGAACGAAGGACUAGAGUUAUGGAUCCUCGUUGCCAACAAACAGGGGACACUUUACGUUCCUCAGACAAAAACAAACACGCGUCACGUUCGCGCGCCCCGUUUUGUUUCUUUCGAAUUUUAACGCGCCUAACAUUAUUAUUAUUAUUAUCCCGGCGCACGGACGGUCCGGACUUCGCGCGGAUUUCGCAUUCACCGCGGCGCGACGGUACCCGCAGCGGGGCGUUUCUGGAGUCCGUCCGCGUUUACACGAACGAUUCGCGGGCCGUCGGCAUAACCGCGAGAAAUCGUUUAGCGGUCGUCCGACACAACGACCAGAUCGUACGUGGGGUCGUCCGACGCGAAAAUGCGAACUGAUUUCGACGAGCACCGCGGGCGUCUGCCGUCCGGUUUUUUUCGGGAGAACGGACGGCCGUGCGACCCGCUCGCGCCGAGGUCGCUCGCGCGCGCAGUUCGGACCGGACGGUCACCGCCGGGAACGCGCGCGUCUCGGGCACGCCGCGGACGAUAUUUUUAAUAGAAUAAUUUUUUUUUUUUUUUUCACCUUUUCAAUCGAUACCGUCCGAACGCCGCGCCGCUGUCGUAACCGUCCGCCCGCACAACGUUGGCGUCCGCGCGCAUAUUUACGGGCAUACCCGAAAUGCCGGCGGCCGUCGUCGCGUAACGUGCGCGCGACGGUUUUAGGUUAUGUUGUCGAAUCUGGUUCGCGGCCGUUGCGUAAGCCCGCAUUGCAACGCGCGAGAUCGGUCUGGGGGUUUUUUUUUUUUUUGCUCUCCGUUUUCUGUCCGAGACCCGCGUACACUUACCCGCCGGCACGCGUUAUUGUAACGCGCGAACGCGUUCUCGUCGUCGCCGAUGACGGACGCGUUGAUAGUAACGCGCGCGACCGAGAUCAACGUAGAAAAAAAAAACGUUAAACCGCAACGCUGCGCGGCCGCGAACGUGCGUUUUCGCGGCGGCCCCGGACCGGUUUCGCGGCGAGACGAAAACCGAGACGAAACGCUACCGUCGCCAAUAUCGUCGUCGUCGUCGUCUUCGUACCCGCGCGCGAAUAAUAAAACUGUUAUAGGUUUUUUUCCUCCGACAUUACGUCGUUCGCGUGCGCGCGGUCCCUCGGGGGGCAGUCUCCUUUCCCGCCGCCGGAAUAAACCAAAAAAAAAAAAAAAAAAAAAUAAAUAUACGCGCGCCAAUAAUAAACGAGGCGAAAACGCGAUUUCUGCGGUGUCCGCUCGGCGUGUAAUACGUGUAGAUGCAUCGGUUUAUACGACUACGGGACGCACGGAAACGCGCAUUUCGUAUUGCAUUAUGUUGGUCAAGCCUACGCGCAGAGCCGUUAUUAGCCCCCCCCCCUCUCUCUCUAUAUCUCUAUAUCUCUCUCUCUCUAUAUAUAUGCAUACGCGAUAUAAUAUAUUUCGUUUUUUUAUUUAUUGCAAUGACGACGUGCUCGCAAAAGAUAAUAAAAACAAAACAAUAAUACUAUAUGUAUAUAUUUGUAUGUAUAAAAAAAAAAAAUACAUAAUACAUAAUAAUCAAGAAGUAUACAUAAUUUGUAUAGAACGGUGACAAUGACAAUGGAAGUAUUACACGCACACACACACGCGCGCGCGCAAAAAAAAAAAAUAUAUGUUUUUAAAAAAAUACAAAUUUACACACAUUAAUAAAAUACAAUUAAUACAAUAAUAUUAUAUACGUCGAAAAGUAUAAAAUAUAAUAUAUACAAUACAAAAAAAAAAAAAAUAUAUUAAGCGAUAAAGAACUAGGAAGAACGUACGAUUAUAUUUUUGCGAUAUCGUGUCCGACGAUAUAUUUUCGUUGAUUUCUGUCGUUUUGCCGUUGUUAAAAAUACGAACACGACAAUAUUAUAUGAUUACUAUUUUUUGAUCGUUCGACCGUUGAGUUUUUCGCUUGACGCCGUCCGUUACGAAUCGGAAAAAAAAAACGUAUUCAUACGGAGGCGUCGCGCGACAUUGGAAAAUUUUCGAUCGGAUAGUUUCCCCGACCGCGAGAUCGCGUAAAUAAUAAUACAAUCGGCGAGUUUCUUGGCGCGUUUUUCGCCGGAUUAUAUUAUUUUCGCGUGAUACGCGUCGCGGCACGGGGAAACAAUGCCGAGCGGUUUUUGUUUGUUUUGCAUUUUAUUUUUUAUCGAUGACCGAGAAUGACGGGAGAAGAAAACGGACGGCGUAACGGGGAAAACCGUUAGUAUUUAGCGGGAGCCGCUGGCGCUCCGGCGGCCGGUGUCUUGGAUACGUUAGCGAAAAAUCCGUUGUCCCAGUCGGCGUAGUACGUGACCGUUCUGAUGGAACCGUCGGGCUCGACAAGGCUGUACUCUCCUUUCACCACCUCGCCGUCUCGUUCUUCUUUUUGGCUCUUCUUGUCGCCGGUGUACGAAUCGUCUACGCUGUACUCGUAGGCGUACCUCGGGUUUUCGUCCUGUCGUGUGCAAACAAAAACGACGAAUGUUACGUGCGAAUACAAUGGUUGGGUUAGGAACAUUGUGCUGGGUCACGGGAUUUUUGCGACAUCCUAACGAGACGGUUAGUUUGCGGGCGAAAAGCCGAGCGGGAAAACGCGCGCGGUUGUCCUACGCUCGUGCGCCGCUAUAGACGCGCCGGAACAACCGUUGUUCGCGGUUAUGCGCGUCAUUCGCGUUACGCGUUUCUUUUCUACGAUUGCCCAAUGAUAAUGUAAAAUUUAAUUUUUCGCCCGAAUACUAUUACGACAGUUAUUCGUUAUGAUACUUACGUAAUUUUCCAAAUGCGUGUUGACGACGUUCUUGGUCGAUUUGGGCUCCGACACGUAGCUAGCGUAGGUCUUGGCCGGCGCGUACGACGGGGCGGCUGGCGAGUACGCGGGGGCGGCCGGGGCGUAUGCGGGUGCGGCGGGCGCGUAUGCCGGUGCGGCGGGGGCGUAUGCCGGGGCUGCGGGGGCGUAUGCCGGGGCUGCGGGCUGGUAAGCCGGACCGGACGAGUAGCUCAGAGCCGCUGGAGCGUAUGACGGAGACGGGUAGCUCGGUUCGGCGGAGUAUUCGGGAGCCGGACCGUAGGAAGCGGCCGGCGCAGGGUACACCGCGAUCGGAGACGACGAGUAUGAUUUUUUCGGCGCGGUGUACGCGGCCGGUGCUGCGGUCGAGUACGACGGUUUGGCGUAGGACGACGGGGCUUUGGUUGCGUAUUCGAUAUCCUCUGCACACUUAGCCGGUGACACAGCCACGUAGCUCGACGGGGUCGAGUAAGCUAUGGUCUUGGAUUCGGAGCUCUUGUGGCUGCUGCCGCUCGAGUACGAGUUGUAGCUCGGCGACUGGUAUUUGGGGGCUGGGGCGGGAGCAGAGUACUUGGGCGGAGAAGCGUAGACGGGUUCGGGAACAGCGUAACUCGGGGCUGGGGUAGAAUAGCUGGGUGCCGAGUAUUUCGGGGCGGCUGGGGACGCGUACGCGGGUUCGGGAACAGCGUAACUGGGAGCGGGUUUGGAGAAGCUGGACGACGAGUAGCUGGACGCGGAGUAGCUUGGCGCCGAGUAUUUCGGGGCGGCCGGUGAUGCGUACGUGGGUUCGGGAACGGCGUAGCUCGGGGCCGGGGUAGAAUAGCUGGAUGCCGAGUAUUUCGGGGCGGCUGGGGAUGCGUACGCGGGUUCGGGAACAGCGUAACUGGGGGCGGGUUUGGAGAAGCUGGAUGAAGAAUAACUAGACGAAGAGUAACUGGGUGCCGAGUAUUUUGGUUGAGAGUAGCUGGCAGGUGCCGGAGAGUAAGACGGACUUGGUGCGGCGUAGCUCGACGAGGCAGCACUUGAGUAACUGGCAGACGAGUAUGCGGGAGCCGGAGAGUAGGCGGGUUUUUGUGCGUAAGAAGCUGGUGCUGGUGAGUACGAUGGGGCAGAAGUGGUGGCGUAUUGGUGUUCAGCUGGAUCUUCACAUUUUGGCGUAGUUACCGAAUAUGGUGCAGCCGGUUUGUAUUCAGCUUUGUAACUGUGUGGCGUAUAUUCGGUGGUGCUGGACACAUACUCUACUGGAGCCUCGUAUUUCGGUGUGGUGUAGACGACCGGUUUGUACGACUGGGCAGAGUAGGCGGCCUUUGCGGGUUUGUAGUUGGUGUUAUAGCUCGGCGAAUUGUAUUUCGGCGUGCUCGGUGACGCGUAGCUCGGAUCGGGAACUGCGUAGCUCUGGGCGGAGUAGCUCGGGGCGGAGUAGCUCGGGGCGGAGUAGCUAGGAGCGGAGUAGCUCGGGGCGGAAUAGCUCGGAGCGGAGUAGCUUGGAGCGGCCGGGGCUGCGUACACGGGUUCGGGGACGGCGUAGCUCGGGGCCGGGGUAGAGUAGCUCGGUGCCGAGUAUUUCGGAGCGGCUGGGGACGCGUACACGGGUUCGGGAACGGCGUAACUGGGGGCGGGUUUGGAGAAGCUGGAAGACGAAUAGCUCGACGAUGAGUAACUCGCAGCGGGUGCGCUUGGAGCCGAGUAGCUCGCGGCUGAGUAGCUGGGCGAUUCGUAACUGGCUGGUUUGGAGUAAGCUGGUUUGGGCGUCGAGGAAUAAGCGACUACCGCGGAUUCAGACUUUUGGGGUCCGUAUUGUGGUGGAUGAGAACAUCCGUCGUCGUGCUGGUGGCUUUCUGCUUCGUACUGGCCACUGCAGCUGCCGACGAUCAACAACAACGUAAUCGCCAAAACCUUUAGAACAGAAAAUAAAAACAAAAUGUUUGAUCGAGACCGUGUAUACGAUAGGUACCGGUGUAAAUGUCCGACGACAUCGGGGGGGAAAAAAAAAAAAAAAAAAAAACUUGCGACACGAAGUGACGAGGGAGCGAGAAAACGAAAAAACUUUUUGUUUCCGAAACGACAACAGUGUAAUAAUAAUAACGUCUGUUUCACGUACCUUAGCUUCCAUGGCGGCGACCGACGUUCGGACGAUGAAGUCGAGUAGAAUUGAAAACAAAACGGACGAUCAAUAAUAUAAACAAUAAUCACUGCAGGUACACGGCGGAUUGAUCGUGUUUUGAACACCGGACUUAUAUAAAUACGACGGAACGCGUUGCGCACGAUUCGAUGCGGUUCGUUAGACGGACACCAAUCACCAGGUGCAAGCCCGCGCGCAAGACUUUAUACGCGGCGCGUCCCACUUCUGUCGCCGGGAAAAAAAAUAAUAACCGCGCCGACCGUUACGGUUAUCCCCUACCAACCGCCGCCCGCGUCCCGUGGCCGGCGAUCGGUAUCGCCUCGUCACCGGUCCCGCGGUGCCCGCGGCGGUUUUUCGGUCCGAAACGGUUUGGGUGUGGCCGGCCGCCCGGCGAGGGGGCCGGUUAUGCGCUGGCGGUACGUAACGACGUAUACGCGCGUUGCCCCCUAGCCGGUCAACGUCCACGUCGCGCCCGAGAUAGCCGUUUCGCGUCGUCGUCGUCGUUACCGCGAUUAUUAUGGCCAUCGUUCUCGCCGCCGCCGCCGCCGCGUCGAUAAUCGUUACCAUAUUACGUAGGUACACAUCGUCUGUUUUAGACUCCCGAGCGAACCGGGGCGAUGUACCGGUUGGGCGCUGCGGAUAAGGUUUUUUUUUUUUUGUCCGUUUCGUUUCCUGUCGCGUUCGCAAACGAAUAUUGUCCGCCGCGGAAAUAUCGCCUCGGACGAAACUUUACGCGGGAACUUUGCCGCGGCGCUUUUGACCGUCGGCCGCGGGCACACGGCGCGACGGCCGUUUUCGGAUGGAUUUUUCCCGCUUGAAAUCGUUUUUUUCGUUCGCGGCGGUACGCCCUCCCGACAGGUGGCGUCAUAGCGCAAUAUCAGAUAUUUUUAUUAUUUUUUUUUUCAGUGAGAACCGCAUUGGUUUCACCAGCAUUGCGUUAUUACGGCGCGCUCGCGAUUUUUUCUUCGAGCGAGGCUCCGCGGGAGCUCACGCGUAGUGCAUUUCGUCUGUAGCCGAUGGGAUCGAAGCGAUCGUUUUCCCCGUAUUUUCCCGGUAACGAGUGAAAACCGAGAGAGACGGAAAGUAUUUGUGAAAAAUAUUUUUAUUUUUUUUUAAAUUUAUUUAUAGAGCUAUGUGAGACGUAUACUUGACCCCGGUCAUAACGAAUUCUUCGCUCCGUAACACUUUUAAGAGAGCGAAACAAAAUUUUCGGUUUAAAAGUUUAUUAAUAAUACAAAAAAAAAAAAAGAAACGCUGUAGUAAAACCAAUAGACUUUCUGACAAUCUAAAAGACUAAUGUUUAGAUAAACGGUUUGCGUAUAUAUUGUCAAUGUUUUACUCAUCUCGGUAAUAAUCUUCAGUAAAUAACGCAGAUUUUUUUUCCCUUUUGUCCGUAACUUUGUCCAUAUUUUGGAAUUGUACGCUUCAUAAAUCUCCGUAUCUCGCUCGACAACUUAAAACGGUAUCCGAAAAACGUUCCGCAUAUUCACAUUAACAUCAAAAUCAACAGCAAAACAUUGGACGUGCCGGACGGAGGUGCGAACGUUGACCGGUUUUCAACGUCGCCCGUAACACGUACUUACGUCCGAUCGUCAGCGACGCGUUUACGCAAGGGCAUCGCGGACAUUUGCUCGCGGGCCCGCGAACCGUGCGACGUUUUUACUGUUGUUAUUGUUAUUAUUUUUUUUUUUUUUUAAUAUUUUACCAAUCGUAUCGGAUUUUUUUCCUAAGCUAACGUUUGGAUGGGCGAACAGACGAUAAGGGGCCCCAGAAACGCGGUACCGUAUCGGGCCCCGUAAAAACAACGGUGAACCGGGACCGGCCAACCGCGACGCGUACAGCACGCCCCUCCGGGGGCCGCGGAAACUCGCGCUGUUGCGGGCCGUCGGCGAUCCGGGAAAAACCGCCGACGGUCUCGACGGCCGCGGAUUUCCACGGCGCGGGCAACAAAACAGUUUUCUGCGCGCGACGUCGCGGUGUCAAUACCGCGUGCCGCAUGGGCAAGUACGUCGGUCGGUCGGUCGGUCGGUCCGGUGACGUCUCGAGCGGCCGGCCGCGUUCAUUAGCGACGGGCGCACGUAAAAUUUGGAGAAAAAAAAAAACCCGAUCCCGGAGGAGGCGCGCUCGGUUACGAGCCGACGGUCAGACGGCGUAAUGGACGACAGGGAGGAGAGAGAGGGAGAGUGAAAAAAAAAAAUACGUUAACAAUUCAGUCAACGCCGUCGCGGCCGCAGACGCGGUGCGUACCGGUUUUUUUUUUUUCCCCGGCCGUUUUCGUUUUCUGUCCGAGUGCAUUUUAUCGCGUCGAAGUAUUACGAGCGCCCGUCACGGUGACGUCGUUUCGUCCGCCGCAAAAGCGGCCGGUCCGAAAUGCUAAAAAACGCCGAUACGAGAAAACAAAAAAAAAAAACAAAACCGUUUCGUUGUUAUUAGAGGUACCACCACUCUCGUACAACUGCGGCCGCGAUCUGGAGGAGGGGGGCGUCCGAAUUAAAUUGCGACCGGUCGCGAGGUUUUUCGCGGAUAUUUAUUCCGCCGCAAUCGUGAUAACGAACGAAAAACGCGGAGGCGUGCUCACCGUGAAAACGAAAAAAAAUAAAAAAAAAUAAUAGUAAUAAUAAUAAAACAGAAACCGAGCUGUCGUCGUCGUCCUUUCCGUUUCAUGAUUUCUAAACGUAAGUUUAGAACGCCCUGUACUGUCCGUCCGUCCGUGUAGCAAUUGCUACGGCACGCGUGGUCACGGUUCGUCGAUUUGGCUGACGGCGAAUAUUAUUAUAAUUCGUAAAACUUUUAUCGCGAUCACAUUGCCAAUUUCGCAUUCCGAGCGGAGCGAGCAACGUAUUGGUUUUACAAGGAUGUUUAUUUUACUCUUUUUUUUUUUUACGCGAACACUUUUUUUCUACCAGAAUGCUCACUCCGAUUAUCAAGUGUACAGUAACGUUUCUGCGAGGAAAUUUUCUCGGGGUGCGGUACUUUAAGGGCGUCAUUUUAUAAAAUUCUCGUUAAUGUUCGAGAUAAUGAGAAAAACCUGGUCCUUUGUGUUAAAAAAUAUUGAAAGAUUAACGUCGGCAACCGCUUUUAUUUAUUUUUCGUUAUUAUUAUUUUAAUAUUUUUUUUUUUUUUUUUAACAAUCAUUGUUGUCGUGAAAACGCAAAUUGUUGUAAUCAUUUUACCACAAUAUGACAUAUAUAUUGUUGACAAAGCAACACUAUCAACUGAACUCCGCUCAGAAUCGUUUUUUCGUUAGCAAUGGUUUAUCGUUGCUUACAGAUAUACAUUAAAUUCCCGUCUGUAUCCCACCUUUCCCAACUAUCCAAUCUACAACAGUGGCUGCACCCACGUGCGAAGUACGUCCGUCCUUUUCUAAAUGUAAAUUCGUAACUUUAUUGCCAGUCCUACUAAUUUCACAAAUGCGAAAGUUUGUUCGGACAUUUGUUACCACUUCUCGCCAACAAACUAACGAACGGAUUGAGCUGAAACUUUGCAUAGACACAGUUCUAGACUAGGAAUACAUUUUCUAGUUUCUCUACUCCAAUACUGCCCCACCUCUAAUUCCGCCACUGAAAGACGGUUCACGCAGAUUUAACGGUAUUUUCUGUACGAAAAUCGAAUUUUUUUUUUUUUAGUGAUAUAUUGCGGUUAUCGUAUGGAAGAGAGAAACAAUUGAAAAAAAUAGCCGAACAAAACAAUAAAAAUUAUUACUUUUGGCACAGGUAACGACGGACGGGACUACUGGUUUAGGUAUAAAUUCGUAACAUUAUUAUUAUUAUUAUUGUAAAAUAUUAUCAGUGUUUGAUAAUGUACCGUGUGACCGUAUGUGUGGCAACACCGGUAACGUACGACUUAAAUUUCGGUACCUAUAGGCCGCGUUUUGGGCGUCACAUAUACAUCAUUUUUCAUAGAAAAACGCCUCGAAUUUCGUUGCUUUUUAACAAAAUAAAAUUGCGAUUUUAACGGGGGGCAUCGAACAGUUUGUAUCUGUCAUUCGGAGAAAUCUACUUAUUUAAAGUAACGCGAUACAUUUCUCAGACGGGACAUUAACAUACGAGUAAUAACCGAGAAUAUGUUCACUACUCGGAGUGUCCCAAUAGUAGACUCUCCAAUUAAAUGGCUUUCGCUUUAUUAAAAAUAUUUCGAUUUAAUUAUAAGUGUAUUAAUAUAAUACAAUUAUAUUAUUGUAAGAGUUGUAUGUGGGUACUGUAUUUUAUAAUUUUGACAAGUAUCCUUUUUAAGUCCAAUUAAAAAAAAAAAAAAAAAACCGAAUUUUGUACCGCCCUAAUACACUUAUAAAAAAUGGUAACAAUAAUAUCGAAGAGAAUUCUUUUUUUAAUUUUUUUAAUUUUAUUAGAAAUGAACCGGUAGUUGUAGUUCAUUGCAAAUGGUGAUUUCCAACCAACGAUUAUUAUCAUUAUCCACUUAAAUUAGAGCUCCCUAUUGCACGUGUACACGCUUUCACGUAUUCACGUGGAAUUAACACUCGAAUCCAUACAGCCGUAUAUAUCUACUUAGAAAAUACGAGUAACACGUAUGUCCACGUAUUUCACUUAUAAUAUAAGUACUACAAUAUAUAUAAAUAUAUGUAUAUACUUAUAAAUUACAAGUAUUAAAUAUAAACUAAUACUUUUUAGAUUCGGCGCGUAGUGAGAGGGAUCCGUUGGUUUUACCAUGAUGUGUUUUUUGUAUUUUGUAUUUAUUUUUUUUCACGAGGCUAUGCGCAACUUUUCUACCAGAAAUAAUGUUCCAAUAGAAAAACAACGAAAGACCUUUUUUCGUCGAACUUUUUAUCUAGUUGAUAAGUACUAAAAUCACAUUUUGAUUUUACGUGCAGAUUUUUUUUAAUGAUUAAUAGAACAAAACUCUUUUCUUUUUUUUAAAAAAGCCAUUUUUGCUUUUAGUUUCUAAAAUUUAAACUUUUCUAUCUUUUUCUGUUGUAUUAUAUUAUACAAUACACGUUCCAGUCUGUUUCCACCUACUGUGCAAGUUUCAUCAUGGUUUCUAUCGUACACUAUCGACGCGGUCUUCCCCGUAGCCUCAUUGCUUUUGUUUCUUCGUUUAUAAUUAUCUUCAUCAGUCGCCAAACACAGUGGCGUCAUUUAGAUUUAGCGAGAUUUGGUCAUUUGCGUGUUUACAAUUCAAUAUUAAAAUAAUUUGGCCCGGCGUUAUAAAUUGUUUGGCUCGAAUGAUGCGUAUAGUGGCUCGCGCAUUACUGGUCCAUAUAUUUUACUUUUAAAUUAAUAUUUUGUUUUUCUUUUGGACUCAAAUCGAAAACACGAUUGAAACAUUGCGUAUAGAUAUUAACGACCGUGAUUACCAAGUUCUCUCUCUAAUCUUGAUCGUUUGUGCACGCAACUUUAUUAGCUUUUACCUAAUGUCUUAUUGAAUGGUUUAAUGAUGUGUUUGAAAAUACGUGGAUUAUUUUAUUUUUGUUGUGUUGAAAAUUCUAGACAGGGUUUGUAACUAGUGUAAUCACAUGCGUAUGAAAAAAAAAAAAAAAAAUUUAAAUGACGUCAUUCGUUAAACACGUCCAGUCUAUUCCAGUUUCGUGCACCUAAUUGGAUGGACCACGAUUUACCUUUUUUUAAACCGCAUUUCAUUGAUUAGCCGAUCUUAAUUUUGCAUCUUUGCGCUUCGGCGUUGUACAUCACGCCAUUGAUAUUACUUGUAACUUCUUCUCAAAUCUUAAAAUCCGUUUUAUUCAUCACUUUUCGUCGUGGUCCACGUGAUACAUCACGCGUAAGUAGAGCGCUGGCUAGUAAUUCGUACUAGUCGGUGUUAACAAAAAUAGUUACCAGAAUACACGUGUUGUAAUGAUUUCUCGGAGAAUUUAAAAAAAAAAAAAAACAACAACGUCCUGUCCCGUCGUCUCCAAACGAAAACAUUCGAUUUACGUAAGUCCGUACGCGCAUGAGCAUAUAUACCGCAUACUGCGGGUCGCUAUUAAAUCCGUUCGAAACAAUUGCAUAUGGAAUUAUAGUUUUCAUUGUUGUUUCGACUCGACACGUUCGCCGAGUGGGGGGGGGGGGGAGGGGCUGGUUCCCGACUUUCGUUCGCACGUCCAUAAACAAUAAUAAUAAUAAUAAUAAUAACAGUAAUCAUAUUUCGCUCCGCGGAAAAAAAAAAAAAAGAGUGGGCGACACUCGGACGACCGCGACGACGGCGGAGUCCCCGGGCCGCGAGAGAGUUCGAUUUUUCGCCUCGUUAAGAAAUAUUAAAAAUACAAAUUCCCGGGCGUUGCGUAACGUUUUCCGAGACGCACGAGCUCGAAAGAAUUCCGUCUGAAAUAUUAUUAUUAUUAUUAUUGAUAUUGUUGUUAUUAUUAUUAUUAUUGUUGUUGUUGUUGUUGUUGUUAUUACUGUCGGCGUGUGUCCGAAGGCGCGCGAUUUAUUAUCUCCGCCGCCGCCGCCGCCGCCGUUAUUAUCGUUUCGUCCGGUGGCCGUCGUCGCCGAGAGUCGCGCGCGAUGGUUUUCGCCGAUAACCCCCCCCGAACGCGCUGUCGUCGAGAUGACAAUACGCGAUAGCCGCGCAACAACAAUAACUGUAAUAAUAUUGUAAUGUUAUUGUUUUGUUAUCGUCCUUCCCACGUCCUCUCCCCAGCCGUCCCGCCGCCGCCGCCUCGCGGUUCGGCCAAAUCGUUUUUAAAACGGCCCAAAGCGAUCCGGGGGGGAGGGGGGGGUGGGCGAGAGAGAGGGGAGAGAAACCGCGAGCGUAUAGAAGUCGUACCGUUUAUAGGAAUUUCCGUUCGGCCGUGACGCGUGUCCGGGGAAAAACCGUGUAUCGCGGUAGGAAUUCGCGCGAAACCGACCGCCCGGGUACACCGAAUCGAACACCGCCGCGUACGUUGUCCCGUUCGUGUGCGACGGAUUACUUCGGAUAGUGCGCGCGCGCAAACGUCCGCGUUCUACGGUGGCGAUACACGAGAAUAAUAAGGCGACGCGACGUUUCCGCCUUCACCCGGGGUGUCGAUAACUGCGAAAACGGCGGACGGUACUGCGGUUCUAUCGCGGCCCGUCCCGUUUCGCCGCUCCUUCCCGGCUUCGCGUAUCGACGCACUACGCCCCGCACGGAUUAACGCGCGGGCGAGACCGUCACGUGCCUGCAAUACUUUGACAGUGGCGCGGGAAUCGUUCCGUUCGUUUUACGUCCGCGGCCGUACCCCUCAGUAGAACGUUUUGGGUUGAGCGCGUUAUUUAAAACGUUAUCGAUAAUGCAAUUUUGUGCGGUGCGUUCAAAUCAUUCGACAAUUGUGUACGGCAAAGUUUCAAAAACGACGCGCCCCCCGCGGUCACGGCCCGGCUCGAUUCGGUCCUGCGCGCCUUCAUAAGCGCGUACCGAUGUCACGCUCGUAAUGCAUUUGAUUCGAUCGAGCGUAACCGGUGACGGGUAUCGCUCAGCGUAAUAAGCGAACGCGCGCGCUUUUAAAAGAAUAAUAUUUUAUGUCCGCGCGCCAUUCCGCUUAUCUAAAGUGCGUUUGGACACGUAUCGACCGCAGUAAUAUAGACGCCAAUGAUACGUACCCGUAUUAUGAGACACGAAAAUAAACCCAUUAGUUAGGUUUGGCGCCGGUCACGUUAUUAAACGAACGCGAAAACGUCGGCAGGCACGGACGGUUGUCGCGCAUGUGUAUGAAAACUGAAAAAAAAAAACAAAAAAAAAAACGUUCAACUCGUAUUGUAAGUACGGGUCUUUUGACGCCUACUGCAAUCGUGUCUUUCGGUCGUCACGCCGUCGUGUUAUUCGUCUCAGGGCGGAUCGCGUUCCUUCGGGCUUCGGCCGAACCCGUGCCGCCGCCGGUAGUACCGGCAAAAAUGUGUCUGAAAAAACGUCUUUAUCGAUCGAACGAGUCACGCGAUCUAUCCGGGUCCAGCCGCUAUUAAAAUACCCGACCUACCGCAUAGGCGUUAUGAUAUAGUUAUACUGUUGUUAAACUUGGUGUAAAAACGCGAGGUUCAAAAAAAAAAAAAUAGCAAAAAAACGAUUACCUCGCGCCUUUAUUUUUAUCAGUAGCUAAGGGUGUUUUUAGACCGUUCUUUUGGUAUUUUAAAGAACUGACUGUGUAUUCGCUUGUUUACCAAUCGUACGAUUUAUAUUUUAUGUUCCACUUAUAAGUAGCGAACGGAUUAAUAUGCAAUUAAAAUUCACAAAAAAAAAAAUGCUUAAAAACAUUAUAAAAAGUUCCUGAAAAAAGCACUAAAAAAUUAUUUAAAAAGCAAAAACCGUAGAGAGAUUUAAAUGUCCACUCAUCAAAUGACUUCAAUGUAAUGUUUUAACACUUCGAUAAUGAUUGACACGAAGUAAUUUUUUUAAUGAUACGUACAAUUUAUUAUAAAAAAUUCACUGUUAAUUAUUAUUAUAAUUGUAUGAUAUAAUAUAUAUUUUUCGAACCAUUAAAGUAAACAUUUAGGAAAAAAACAAUUUUUAGUACUAAAAAUGAGAUUUAAUAAGUUAGAGCGUUAGAUGGGAGAUUUUUAAACUUCUCUGCCGUUUUCGAUUUUUAAGUGCUUUCUAAAUUAUUUGUUUGACGUUUUUUUUUUUUAAGAGCUAAUAAACUCGUUCCCAAGUCAUAAGUAUUAGAAUUUCAUUUGAUUAUUUCAAGUUUUCGUUAUUAUUUUAUGCUCUCGAUGCCGUAACUUUGAAAUCCGGAUCCAAGAAAGCAAAAUAUGUUUCGAUUCGACACUCUCGAAGGAUAAUUAAAAAAAAAAAAAAAUAAAUAAACAUUUGUACGGACACUUGCAGAAUUCUGUAUAUUGUUGUAAGUUCGUGUUGUCCGUAUUCGUAGAGUCGAUUUUGAAACGGCUACCUACCACUCUACGUAAAAUAUGCUUGUGUAUAGAACAAUAAUAUUACACGUUAAAGUAGUUUUAAUGUUAUGUGAACGUUUCUUACAUAACAAAAUAUUAUAAGUUAAAUGACUACAUAAUAUCGUAUUCUAAUAUAACGUUUAACUUUCAUAAUCACCCCCGUAAAGUUGCUCUGGAUAUUAUGUGCCACUCUACGUAAUCAAACAAUAAAGUAGACUGGCGUAUCCUAUGCAGUGUUGUAUAAAGAUAAACAUUUAAAUAUCUCGAUAAACAUGGGAGAUAAUUGCUGGAAUAAUAACCAAGACGUAGACAAAAUAUGCAUAACAAUUUAACUAUCUAGACAAAAAUAGAACACCGGCGACUUUUUAUCUAGAUAAAUGAAAAAAAAAAAAAAAAAUUUCGGUCAUUACCUGAAAGUAGCUAAAAGUAAAAGUGUACCAGAUCCGGUACAUUUCGAUGUAUCAAAAAGUUUGAGGCGCGGUUGAUUACGAAGUUUAAUAAUGUAUUUAUUUAAAUCAAAUGUGAUUUUUUUUUUUUUUUUUUUAUCACGGACCAGCAAUUUUCUCGGAGGAUUUUAAGCAAAUUUAAUUUGUUUUUUUUUUUUUUUUAAACAUUGUAGAAUUGUUUAAACUUUAUUUUAAAACAAUUUUAAUAUUGUACUCCUCACUUCAUAUACCUUUAAUAGGUACCUUUCAUAUACCUACUUAUGUUUUUCUACAAGAACCCCCUCUCUUUUUGAACACAGAUUCGAAUAGAGAAUAUGAUGCUAGGCGUUUUCAUAUGCAUAACACUAAUAUAAGAUUUAUUUUUUAAGAGUUAUUACCAUUUAAAGUUUAGACAGUAGGAGUACAGAAGGUUUAUAAGUAAAUGGUUUUAAAAUAAAGUUUAAACGAUUGCACAAUGUUUAAAAAGAAAUCAAAUAAACUUAAAAUUCUUCGAGAAAACUGCUGGUUCAUGAUAAAAAAAAAAUCGCCCUGUAUAUACAUAAAUUACGUGUGAAAUGAUAAUUUUUUGUCCACAGGUAAUCUCCGAAACUACUGAAUUCAUCGACUUGCUUAUUUUACAAAAAAAGAAAAAAUAUAGAGUACACCGUGGAGCCAGUUUUAAUACGCCAAAAAAAUGUUUAAUUCUCAGGAUAAGCCAUGCUGGACAGCUGUUAAGUUAAUAUAAACUAAAC
This is a messenger RNA of Cinara cedri, 36494 nucleotides long. Lineage: Eukaryota; Metazoa; Arthropoda; Insecta; Hemiptera; Aphididae. The record is from the annotation of a GenBank genome assembly.